Messenger RNA from Talaromyces stipitatus ATCC 10500, 1662 nucleotides. RefSeq lists its product as uncharacterized. Lineage: Eukaryota; Fungi; Ascomycota; Eurotiomycetes; Eurotiales; Trichocomaceae. The coding region runs from base 19 to 1662 and encodes 547 amino acids. The record is from RefSeq and is a predicted model, not a curated record. The transcript is spliced from 2 exons. Gene Ontology annotation, cellular component: perinuclear region of cytoplasm. Gene Ontology annotation, biological process: intracellular calcium ion homeostasis.
GUCAUUCAAGCCCUUAACAUGGCCGCCCAUCAACUCGCCAUCGCAAAGGCUUCCUUCUCUGCAGCACUUUUGCGACCCGAUCCUACUUCUCUGUCGCGCGACGACAUCACCACAUUUCAUACUCUACUAGACAACGCUUUAUCGCAUUGCUCGCGUAUCAACGUCCAGACUUGCAAGGAAUGGUUGCUCCGUCAUGUUGUUCCCUCCCCCAACAGAGUCGGCGUGCUUGGGAAAUACCUGAUUGCUUUGUCGACAUCUUUCGAUUCGGUGUCAGCUAAGGAACUACCUUCCUCAACAAGGCCCUCCAACAAAAAACCGUCCGGAAAACGGAAGCGAUUACACAUAUUGUACUUGUUGAAUGAUAUCUUGCAUCAUGCGAAAUACCAUUUGAAUGAGGGUGUUGGCGCGUUCGUCAACUUCAGCAGCUCGCUACAGCCUCAUGUCAUUGAACUUGUCGGUCUUGCCGCUUCCUUCGAUCGCAAGAAAAAUCCCAAGCACCACCAGAAAUUGGAUAUGUUACUAGAUGCUUGGUAUGAUCACGGAUACUACGCCGCCGAGUACGUCGACAAAUUGCGAGAGCUGGUCAAGAAUUCAGAGUCAGUCGAUGCGAUCAAGGCUUCUGUCAGUCUAUUAGAAAGCGCGAGCGAUAUACAGUCUACGGGGUCUAAGAGGGACGCGCCGUAUAUAAUGCCUGCUAGCCAUGGCGAUCCAUCCACCCCAUUUUAUGACUUGCCCGCGGGCAAUUUUGUUCCGCAUAUAAUUCCGGACUCUACUACCCCGAUACGACCGGACACCGUCAAACCGCUCCAAUUCCUAGCUGGCCCAGCUGAUCAAAAACUCGUCGGCGUGCUGAAGAAAUUCUUCCAGGAUGUGGAUCACAUUUACGGAUCGAUUGAGUCAGAUCUUCCAGAAAACGCGUCAUUAGACGUCGACGAGCUUGGACAGACUGUUGUUCGUGACGAGAAGACCGGAGAGAUCAUUGAUACAGAUACCUAUUAUGGGUGGUCCCGAGAAUUCUGUGAACAGAUGAAAAAGAGGAGGUCCAAGGGAACAUCCCGACGGAGCUGUAGCUAUAGCUCUGGUGAUGACGAGCGAUAUGGAAAACGCCGGCAUAGCGACAACAAUAGCCGUUAUGACUCUCGCUCACGUUCACGAAAUCCUAGCCGCCGGCGGUAUUCCAGGUCGCCAUCAAGUAGCGAUUCGAGAAAUGCGUCUCGGCCACGCUUCAGUGCGCAAUCACGAUCGCGGUCCAACUCAUAUUCACCGAAACCUGCAUCUCCUGCACAACCUCAUCCUACUUUUCAGCAAAACAAACAACAGCCUGCGCCACCUCCUAGUGUUCCGAAUCCUUCAUAUCCAUUUAAUGGUGCCGCAUCCUUUCCACCGCAAUUCACAGGGAAUGCUCCACCUCCACCUCCAAUGAAUUACAACAAUGCGUGGCCCACACCACAUGGCGCACCUCCGCCUAUGUAUCCGGGAGGCGGUCAACAUAUGGUCCCUCCAGGAAUUGCAAACUUCCCUCAACAAUAUCAGCCCCCUGCAAAUCAAUCAGCCCAGUAUGGCCGACAACCGCCCUUUCUAGGGCAACAGAUGCCAAUGGGUGCAUUUCCGCCGCCGUGGCAAGGAGGUCACCAUGGUCACAAUCAGGGCGAAAAUAGGUAG